Acanthamoeba castellanii str. Neff is the source of this 1536-nucleotide messenger RNA. Its product is annotated as adipose-regulatory protein (Seipin) protein. Gene Ontology annotation, biological process: lipid droplet organization; lipid storage. The transcript has 8 exons. NCBI's taxonomy places the organism in Eukaryota, Discosea, Longamoebia, Acanthamoebidae. The record is from RefSeq and is a predicted model, not a curated record. Gene Ontology annotation, cellular component: endoplasmic reticulum membrane. The coding region runs from base 1 to 1536 and encodes 511 amino acids.
AUGGCCCCUGCAGUGGUGGAGCGGCUGGUCGGGUGGGCGACCGGCGUCGUGGGGCGGCUGGCGGAGUGGUUCGUCGGCCACCUCGGCCGCGCCGUCCGCUGGGUCGGCCGCCAGGCGCGCACCUUCGUGGAGCCGCUACUCGAGCCCCUCCGCCUCCUCUACGCCUUCAUCGCCGCCCGCAUCGGCACCUGGAUACUGGCGCUGGUGCUGAUGGUGGUCUACUGCGCGGUGGCGGCGGCCGUGGCGGUGGUCCUCUAUCUCUUCCUCUACCACAACUUCGUGCCCAUCAUCGCCUUCCACAAGCCCGUCUACUUUGACUUUACGCGCGCUGAGCCGUGGGCGGUGGCGGACUUUGCGGACAAGUGGUCGCCGUCGGGGCGGCCGCAGGGCGUCGACCACCUUCGGGCCGGCGGCAGCGGCGGCGGGCCGACCGUGGUGGCCACGCCGGUCCUGUCGCCCGGCCACCUCUACGACUUUGCGCUCGACCUCCAACUCCCCGAAUCACCCAUCAACGACCGAAUCGGAAUGUUCAUGGUGACGCUGUCCCUGUACUCGUGGAACGGCGAUCUGUUGGCCAACUCGUCACGGCCCACGGAUCUGCUGCAGAAGAUGUGGACCGUCUUUUGGUCGGUGCCGCUCGUGCUGGGCCUCAUGGAGGAGAAGCAGGCCUUCCGCCUCGAACUCCUCUCCAACUACAUCGACACCCACGCGGCCCCGUUCGGGUACGCCACGGUGGCGCUGUCGCAUCGCGAGCUGGAGGUCUACUCGGCCGAGCUCCACAUCGAGGCCCGUCUCUCCGGCAUCAGCUAUUUCUGCUACUACUGGUUCUUCACGGCGAUGGCGGUGUUCGUGCCGCUCAUCUUCCUGGCCGAGACGUGGCUCAUCAUCCUCACCUGGCUCGUCAUCUACUUCCUCCUCCCCGCCGUCGCCCCCUCGACCGUCCCCCUCCCCGCCCCCUCCGCUCCCCUCCCCGCCCCGCGCGCCGCCCCCGUCUCGCCGGCCGAGCGACGGCGACGGAUUGCCGGCAUCGGGCGGGCCAACGAGGCGGCCGCCGCCACGGUGGCUGCGGCUGCGGCGCCGCUGGCAGUGCUCGAGGAGCUGGGCCACGAGGCCCGCUCGCCCGCCCUCCCGCGCCAGGGCGACGGCGACGACGACCGGCGACGCGCGCAGGAGGACGACGACGAUGAUGUGGCGCUGCAGGAGCUGCUCGAGAGGGAGAUCGCGCGGAAGCUGAAGGCGGUCGAAGAGGAGGAGGAGGAGGAAGAUGAUGGUGAUGAUGAUGAAGAGGAGGAAGAAGACGAGGACACGGGGGCGGGCGUGUUCCCGCGCCUCCGGCGGCGGCGGCCACGACGGGCUGCGGUGGCCGCCGCGCAGCUGGAGGGUGCCACCCUCACCCCGCCGACCAGCGACGCCGAAGGCGACAGCGACGCAGGCGACGACGACGAGCGAACAUCAGCCGCCGCCGCCGCGACAACACCGACGACGCUCGCGCAAGCGGCCGAGGCCGACACGGAAGACAAGACGAAGCUCGACUGA